This is a messenger RNA of Ophidiomyces ophidiicola, 489 nucleotides long. RefSeq lists its product as uncharacterized. Bases 1 to 489 code for a protein of 162 amino acids. The transcript has a single exon. Lineage: Eukaryota; Fungi; Ascomycota; Eurotiomycetes; Onygenales; Onygenaceae. Gene Ontology annotation, biological process: fatty acid biosynthetic process. The record is from RefSeq and is a predicted model, not a curated record. Gene Ontology annotation, molecular function: holo-[acyl-carrier-protein] synthase activity; magnesium ion binding.
AUGAAGCUCACACCUUUCCCCUUCGGCCUAAGCAUCGGUACUGAUAUAGUCCACAUUCCUCGGGUUCUUCGGCUCAUCACGCGUUCUCCCUCGCCCACAAACACGUAUCUCCACAGAUUCGUAAAGCGCAUAUUGUCUGAACAGGAGCAGAACCAGUUCUUUUCUAAGUUUCCGCAAUACAGACCCCAGCUUAAACAGUCAGGAACGCUACCCUUUGCUGAAUCAACGGUCGCCGCGUCUGCAGACACCGCGAGGUGGCUGGCUGGUCGGUUUGCGGCAAAGGAAGCUGCAAGGAAAGCUGCCCCGGGCGGCGCGUCGAGUAUCAGCUGGAAAGAGGUCAUUGUGCGAGCCGAGUCUGGAGGGAAUGGAAAGCCGGAGGUUGUCUACGCUAGAAACGCCGCGGGCCAUGGCCAGAUUGGAAAACUCUCCAUUUCGCACGAUGGCGACUAUGUUGUCGCAACGGUUAUGGCAGCAUGCCCUGUCGGGUGA